This is a messenger RNA of Coregonus clupeaformis (lake whitefish), 585 nucleotides long. It is a transcript of the gene ccl19b, whose product is annotated as chemokine (C-C motif) ligand 19b. Gene Ontology annotation, molecular function: chemokine activity; CCR chemokine receptor binding. The transcript is spliced from 4 exons. Bases 129 to 449 code for a protein of 106 amino acids. The record is from RefSeq and is a predicted model, not a curated record. Gene Ontology annotation, biological process: cellular response to type II interferon; immune response; cellular response to tumor necrosis factor. NCBI's taxonomy places the organism in Eukaryota, Metazoa, Chordata, Actinopteri, Salmoniformes, Salmonidae. Gene Ontology annotation, cellular component: extracellular region.
AUGGGUGCGUGACUUGCGGACAGUGAAAGUGAAAGGAGUUCUACGGUGAGGAUAUAAAGCUGUGCCUGAACCACAGUAGUCCAUUGAUCUGCAGAUCCUUGUCUAACGCAGAGAACAACUAAGACAGGAUGUCUUUACGGGUGGCUGCACUUCUUCUGUUGGCAUCAGUCCUCUGGAGCCAUGUAGCAGCAAGCACAGAUCAGGCGAUGGACUGCUGCUUGACAACGACCGAUGCCAAGCUUCCCCACAGAGUGGUGAAUUCAUACAGUAUCCAGACAGUCAGUGGAGGAUGUCGGAUAGCUGCCACUGUGUUUGUCACAAAGCAGAAUCUUAGAUUGUGUGCUCCUCCUGCCACCAAGAACAACUGGGUGGCCAAACUCAUCAAGCAACUAAAGAGGAAAUCGCAGAAACGAAAGGCCAAGAAGGGAAAAAUGGCAAGAAGACAAUGAAAGGCUGUGGGUGAUCCUUAAACACGGAGCUCCAGUAUACGUCCUUAGAGAAGAUUUAACAUUUCAAAUAUUUUGUGAAUUGCACUGUCAUGUAUUGCAGAGCAACAUUUUCUAAAUUUUGCUCACAGUUACUAAA